Molecule: messenger RNA, 370 nt
Organism: Vespa velutina
Lineage: Eukaryota; Metazoa; Arthropoda; Insecta; Hymenoptera; Vespidae
Product: gustatory receptor 68a-like
Exons: 3
Coding region: 49-339 (96 amino acids)
Biological process (GO): sensory perception of taste
Cellular component (GO): neuronal cell body; axon; dendrite
Source: RefSeq, a predicted model, not a curated record
AUUCUCUUUAAUAAUUCCUAUUCUUUUUUUCUUUCUUAAUAGUAUAUAAUGAUUUUCUUUAUUUUCUUAUAUGCCAUGAACACUGGAGACAUUCUUUAUGAAUUAUAUGAACCAUCGACCAGCAGAAAAUUUCGCGAUGAGAUUCGUAAUUUUAUGUUUCAACUAAUUCAAAAUCGUUUGAAGUUUACUGCGUGCGGUUUUUACGAUGUAGAUCAUACAUUUAUAUACGGUAUAAUAGGUUCGAUUACUACAUAUCUCGUUAUACUGAUUCAAAUCGGAGGUGAACCUAAUGUUUUUAAUAUAUCUAUUAUGAAGAAUAUUUCAACGUCAACGAUGUAAAUAAUAAAAAAAAUCCUUUCUUUAUUCCACA